Messenger RNA from Pelobates cultripes (western spadefoot toad), 3042 nucleotides. The record is from the annotation of a GenBank genome assembly. Lineage: Eukaryota; Metazoa; Chordata; Amphibia; Anura; Pelobatidae.
AUGAAGUUCAACCCUGAACUUCAUUGGUGGUCUGUAUCCAGGUACAUCCUACUGGUUGCAAGUAGAAUUUGGCGCCAGUUAUAUAAAAGGAGAGGGGGGGGGCGGGGGGGUAAAUGGAUAUUUCUUGUUUGCUUGUGCCCUUGAGAAAGGCGAUUUUUAUCGCCGAAACACGCGUCGGGCUUUGGGUUCUUUAUCGCCUUUGCAAACUGCCUUACUAUUAGCCUGUUAUGCUAUAACACGCUAUAUUAAUUUAGGGACUCUUUUUGCCGGCUGAGUCUUCUUCUUUAUAUAGCCAUAUUUAGUUGUGAGUAAUCCAGAUUCUUCUAUACUACUUAUUACUUUAUUUUCAGUUAUCUGUAUCUUCCUGUCCUUUCGAUUUACUCAUCUUUUAGUGCAUAGAGUCUCUAUUGCUUUUUUGAUUUAGUAUUAGCGAUUGAGUAUUUGUCAGGUCCACUGGAUCCCUUAGGACUUCGGUUACAGAAAGUAGUUAUAGAGGGAAUAUUGUUCUCCCAUAUAUAGAUGAUCAUGACCUCACUGUAUUUAGAUUAAUUUGGGUUUAUUAUAACAGCUGAUACUUAUCAUGCUAUGAUUAUUGGAUAUUGGUUACAUCCACUGCUGCUAUGCUGUUUAUGUUGCAACAUUUAUUCCCAUAAGUUGCAUUUAUUGUAACUAUGUUGCGAGUUCUCUGAGCAUAGUAGCUCUCUAUCCUUCAAUAUUUAUUCACAUAUAGCUACAGGCCAAUACUUUUUGUAUUUUUAACCUUUAUUUACUAUUAAUAAAACUUUAUUAUUUUUUUGAGCUGUGUCUGAGAUACAGUUUUCUGCAAGUUUUUAUAUGUAUUGCUCUGAAACGGGUACUGGUUUUGAUGGGAUUGUCUCUCUCUCUCUGUGUAGAAGAGUAUUUUUCCCUCAUUUCCUUAUUUUUCUUCAUUUAAUGUAAAUAUAAUAGGUUGUUGCUACAGUGUUUUUUGUGCCCUUUACAUUUUUGUUUAGAAAUCACAAAAUCAGUGAAGAUUAUGAUAAUACAUUUUUUACCCAAAUUUAACAAAGCUAUGUGUGUGCCCCAUAAUGCAAAAAUAACCCACUGUUUCAGUGUGAACUGGCCGCAACAUUUCUUAAGAAACGUGGGCUAUUUCUGGAAAUCCAUCAUUAUCUUUCUUUCUAAUGGCACGCCCCCCAAAUCUCCUGCAAUAAGAAAGUUCUCACUUGCAUAAUAGUCAGUGUCUGCUGAGAAGAAGAAGGCUGUGAAUCAUGUCUCUUUUACCAAAAGCCCAUUGUUAGAACAUGGAAUGGGGGAGGUAUCUGCUUUUCUCUUGUUUAAGCAGUACAUUUUAAUGCCCAUAUAAUGCUUACUUUGCUAGCCAGCAUAUAGAAAAUAGUUUGCAUAACUGGUGAGCUGUAAACUUAAAAACACGGUGGGAAAUACAAGGUAACGGAUGGCUAAUAGCCCCUACUUCUUCCUCUCUUUCUUAUCAAUCUAUUAUUAUGAUUAUACCUGAUUCAUGUUUUAAGUGUCAUUGUUACUAUCACUUGUAUGUUAAGGCCAUAGCUAGUAAUAGUUAUAUUGUGUUGUCAUGAAGUUACUUUAUCAUCAUGUAUUUCACAUCACUAAAAUUAUCAACAAGAUUAUUGCAUAUAUUUCUCAAUAUAUAAAAACAGAACACAGCAUAUUGCAUAUCCUUUGCUUAAUGUUAUACCAAGUUAUUUAAUGGCUAUUUCUUCUUGAUGGGCAUUUGGCAAUGUAGUAAUAAGUAGUGACAUUACCUCUGCUCUGCUUUCCUCUAUUUUGUAGAUCAGAGGUCUGGAAAGCUCCUCGGGGGUCUUGAGCUCCAAUCAUACACACACUAUAGGUAAGUGCUUACAUGUGUUGGUUCUCUUUCACACCGUUGCCACAUUUAUCAUGGCUUGUUUGAUAGCUAGCAGUAUAAGAGCUCAAAGAUGCCCCAUCUAGUAGUAUUGAAGUAACUGAUUCAAAGGACUGUAGUGUUCCAUAAUAAGGCUACAUUUUACACGUAGUUAAACAGAAUAUUGAAAUGGCACUCUAUGCACCUUAACUAUUACAACCUAUUGAAGUGAUUAUGGUACAUAGAGUCUCAGGGCUGUGUUCUUCCAGUUAUGUCUGUAAAGUAAUACAAGGUGAGCAGGAUAUUACUUCACUGCAGGGGGAUUUAGAUAGAAUGGGGGUCUGGGCACUCAAAUGGCAUAUGAAAUGUAAUGUAGAAAAAUACAUUGUGGCCUCGGACAAAAAGCCAUACUCGACCCUCACCUCAGGCAAAGUAAGUUGAAGUGUGCCAUAACCAAUACUCGGGUUAGACCAGGAAGUAAAGAGGGCCUAUCUUAAGAAUUAUAGGUUGUAAGGGUGAGAAGGGUGGGGUUGCAUUACAAAUGCCCACGAUCUUGAGGUUUGAGCUGUGGGUGAUUUUAAGACCAAUAAACCUCUCCCACAACUACAGUCCCAACGGCCCGAACAUUUAUGCACUUUGGUGUAAAGAAUGCAAAAGCAACAGUAAAGACAGUAUUGAUUCAUGUAUGUACAAAUUUUAUAUACUAUUACAUAUAAGUAUAAUUACUAUAUACGAUUAAACAUUAGAGGUUUUAAAAAAAAAUCACUUUAUUGGAUGCGGUUCAUCAAUAUAUUGUUUUGGUCAUUUGUUUACUUCCUGAUUUUGGGAAUCCUUGUGUGAUUCUUGAUUAUUGUGAGUGCCCAUCUAUUUUUGAUUUAUCAUUUCCUAUCAACAUGAAGUGUCUCUUUAUCCCUCUAGUAAAGACUAGGAUUAUAAGCAUUUCUUAAAUGUUCUACUCUCUUUCAGGUUCAGAUACAUCUGUGACUUUCAUUGAAACACAUCAAGGAGUAUAUGAGUAUAUCAGCAAACCUCUUGACCAGUGGAAUGCUGAGAAGUAUUGUGAGCACAAAUUUGCAUCUCUGCUUUCUGAAGAAAAUGGUAGUCUGAAGGUUACUCAAAACCUGCUGCAGUCUAACCUGGUGCAAUUCCCUAUUUGGCUCAAAAAGGCAAAUUCAUCUUCAUCUCGUAAGUUUCCAUAG